Molecule: messenger RNA, 2499 nt
Organism: Salvia splendens (bonfire salvia)
Lineage: Eukaryota; Viridiplantae; Streptophyta; Magnoliopsida; Lamiales; Lamiaceae
Product: polyadenylate-binding protein-interacting protein 7
Exons: 6
Coding region: 421-2112 (563 amino acids)
Source: RefSeq, a predicted model, not a curated record
GAUGGUAAGAAGAGAGAGAAUGAAAAGCCUGGAUUGGAGAUAGAAAGAUAGAGAGAGAAGAAAGAGAAACACAGCCUCUUCUCCCUUGGCUCAGUUAACAGCCUCAACAUUCUGCAAAAUUAAUUGCAAAAAAGGGAAUCCACAAGUGUUUUCCAAUAAAUAGUGAUAUUUUAGGCCUAACUUCUUUCUAAAUUUUAGUCUUUUUAAGCUCGGAAUAUCUACGAAUCUCAUCCUUUUACUCUCGUGUGGUUAUGGAUGCAUUCGACAUGGUUUCCUUUACCACAGGCCUGCGCAAAGGAUUUGGGUGAUCCACAUUCAGUACUGCGGCUUUGGUUGUUCCAUUAAGACAUUUCGUAUCUUAUAUCUAUUAGUGUAUACCUUUUUUCUGCCUCUCUGAAACACUCGUGUGAAACUAAUACGAUGUACUUGUCGGGAAAGGGAGCUUCUUCUGGUGACAAAAACCUUGGUGCUUCAAAAUUAACUUUGAACCCCAACGCCACAGAAUUUGUUCCUUUUGCUCUGAGAUCACCUGUAGCUGGCUCUAACAAUGCAGACGGAUCCUCCAAAUUUGUUACAUCUGCAGCUUCUGGCCCAGGGAAAGGAAUAUUAGACAGAACAGAGUCAUCAGUCUCGAACAAUUCUGAUGACGAAGCCCAGAAAUACUGGCGCAAUCAGCUCCCAGAUGAUAUUACUCCCGACUUUAAGGUCAUGGGUAUUGAUGAUAAUCAAGGGGUCAAUAACCUAUCAUUUUCAGGCCUAUCUUUGACUGAUGGUAACGAAGGUCCAAGAUAUUCUUCUUCAAUAGGUAGUGGUUUUGUGUUGAAGGAACAACAAGGAUUAUCUCCUCGCCCUGUUAAUGGAAAUAGUCAUGCUGAACAACUGAGAUAUCCAGUUUCAUCUUAUGGAGAAUAUCUGUCGCCAACAAGUUAUCAUUCAUCUCUCUCUAAGCCUUGGGACCAACAGAUUGUCGGCAACGAUCAGCUUCUUGCUAGAGGAGGGACUGAUGGGAAUCCAAGACAUGGUCUUCUAUCUGACAUGUCAAGUGAGCAAUUAAUGCUAGAUAAUUCAGAUGUGGGCCCUCUGGAGUUCCUGGCUUCACAAUUCCCUGGUUUCGCAGCUGAAAGUCUUGCAGAGGUUUAUUUUGCAAACGGAGGCGAUUUAAACCUAACAAUUGAGAUGCUAACUCAGCUAGAGCUUCAGGUUGAUGGUGGCUUAAAUCAGACUCUUACUUCGAAAACUGUAUCUGCUCCGAAUCUUAAUUCAAUGGAUUUUCCUGCACUCUCUGUGAGAGAUGGUCAAAACGAUUUAGGUAUUCCCCAAAAUGGCAGCCCCUAUCGCUCUCCAGAAAAGCAAGGCUCAUUACUGUUCAGAUCCAAUUCCUUUGUUCCAUCAAGAGGCGCUACGGAUUUUGCUUCGGCUGUCAGGAAAAUGGCACCUCAAGAUUCUAGCAUGUGGAAGUACGAGAGAAAUGGGUCUUCAGAUGCAAGCAUUGGAUCGAGUCGAAGCUCUCACGUACUGGCAAAUUCAUACAACAGUGGCCAGGGGAGGGGCAUCUAUGGUGAUAGGUUUCAAAGCCGGGGAUCAGCUCGCUCAUCUCCUGUCUGGCUUGAAACUGGAGAUGCAGUCGCAAACAUGUACUCUGAAAUGCGGGAGGAAGCUCGUGAUCAUGCACGUGUGCGCAAUGUAUACUUUGAGCAGGCACGACAAGCGUUCCUCGUUGGUAACAAGGCCUUAGCCAAGGAAUUGAGCAUUAAGGGACAGCUGCACAAUAUGCAGAUGAAAGCAUCUCACGGGAAAGCACAAGAAUCUAUUUUUCGCCAGAGGAAUGCGGACAUUCCGACAAACGGGAGGGAACAGAUGAUCGAUCUGCACGGUCUACAUGUGAAUGAAGCUAUCCAUGUCCUCAAGCGUGAGCUGGCGGUGAUGAGGAACGCAGCUAGGUCGAUGGAUCAAAGACUGCUGGUCUACAUAUGCGUAGGAACUGGUCACCACACUAGGGGAGCGCGCACGCCUGCUAGACUCCCGACUGCUGUUCAGCGCUACUUGCUGGAGGAGGAGGGUCUCGACUUUUCAGAGCCGCAACCUGGGCUCCUCCGAGUUGUUAUAUACUGAACCAGGAAGGUAUAGGAGAUUUUUCACACUGUAUUACUCAGAAAAUCAAAAUCAAUCAACCCAUCUGGGGAGAAAGGUUGAAAAAAGGAAAAAAAGGAAAGAAAAAGAAAUGGAAAUCUGUGUAUCUGUAAAUGGGGAAAAAGUCGUAGGAUACUUCCGCAGAAGAUGAAAAAGAAGAAAAAUAAAAAGAGAUCGAUGAAGAAAGCAGAUGUCUGUAUGAUUACUGUGUAGUUGGCUGAACUGUAGAAGAUGUUUUUGUAGUUUUCAGUUUGCAUCGGCCUCUUUUUUGUUGUUUAUGUUACAAUUUUUUUGGAGUUUAAAUAUGAGAUGUAACUGAUAGAAUUCUUUCUCAAAUUUCUCCAGCCAUUUGGAGCUCCUCUUCACAAA